Molecule: messenger RNA, 7982 nt
Organism: Spirodela intermedia
Lineage: Eukaryota; Viridiplantae; Streptophyta; Magnoliopsida; Alismatales; Araceae
Source: the annotation of a GenBank genome assembly
AUGGAUGUGGGGACGGAUUCUGCGGGAGAGGCGCCGGUAACGACGGCGGCGGAGGCAACGCGGGAGGAGUCGCAGGAGGGGAGGAUAGAGGGCGGCGAUGGGGACGAGGCCCUGGUGGGCAGGGCGCAGAGGCUUGUGUCGAAGAUCAUGGACGCCCGGGCGAACCCUAAUCCCAGACAUAUCCAUGCGCUUGCCACCAUGCUGGAAACCCAGGAGACCAGGUUACUCCUCCCUCGCCCGUUCGUCGACGGAUUGUUUUUAGUUUGUCUCUAUUAAGUUAUUCGGAGUCGGAUGUUUCCUUCAUUGGUAUUUUGAGCAUCAUGUAACGAUUUUUUUCCAAUGUUUUUUCGUUAUUUUUUUUUGUGUUGUUGUUUUUUUUUUUUGUUGUUGUAUCUGUGUAGUGGAUAGUGUCACUUUGCGGCAUAUAAGGUUGCGUUUAUACUCGUGUUUUCUUCAUAUGUCCUCCGAGGCUGAUAAUUCUUGGAAUGCGAGAACGUGCUUUACGGCUCGGGGUUUUGUGAAAAAAUUCCGGUUAAUGUCAAGGUAUAUUUACCUGUUGCUUAUUCUGCGUGGCGCAAAGAAGAACGGUAAAAAAAAAAAUCCAAUUGGAAAAAAUAUGGACGUAAGCAUUCGGGGUUAUCUCCCCACUCCACUUUCAUCCUAGACCACAGUUUGAUGAAAUUGGGUGCUUUCUUUGAAGGUGGCCUUUAUUACCGUAGAAAAAACGUUGGAUACAUCAUCUGGAGGUAUAUUUAACUUGUUAAUCUGGAAAGAACGAGGGAUAGAUUUCUGAAGAGGCUGGUGAAAUCGUCUUUAUUUGAUACUGUAUUUCAUUUCGUGUUAGUUGAAAUAGUUCUGGUUAUUUCUAUUUUGAAAGAAUUUUUAUUAUUUCCACUUGGUUUUUCUUAAAUUUAGAUAUAUGCAAGAGUCUGGAAGUUCAUCUUUCAACAAUGGGCGUGCGUCUCAUGUCAUUGGAAGACUGGGAAAUUUGAUUCAGGUGCUUUGGUAUUUGCGUUGUUUUUUUCUCUCAUGAUGUUAAGUGUUAUAUCAUGCUAAUAUGGACUAUCCAUGAUAACUUUUUUAGUUUUGUGUCUGGGAAAUUGAUCACCUCGCUUGUUCCUCAUUUUCUGUAUUCAGGAUAAUGAUGACUUCUACGAUUUAGUCUCGUCUAAAUUCCUAUCAGAAAAUAGAUACUCUGUCAGUGUUCGUGCAGCCACUGCGAGAUUAAUUCUUAGCUGCUCCUCAACGUGGAUGGUUGGUGCUCACGUUGUUCUCUCUUUCAUAUGCUAUUUUAUUGCAUUCGUAUUACAUAUUUGCUGACUUCAAGUUUUUUACAUGCCUGCGUUUGGUCAUCAUCCUAGUAUCCCCCUGUUUUUGAUGACGAUGUUCUGGAGAAUAUUAAAAGUUGGGUAAUGGAGGAUAUUGCUUGUGCUUCUGGUGAUCAAUGCAAUUGGAAGAGCGAAUUAGGGCAGAACAAGCCCACAGAUUCUGAGAUGCUGAAGACAUAUUCCACCGGACUUCUUGUCAUUUGUCUUACUGGGUACAGUCCCUAGAUGAUUUACACUCGAUUUUUUGUUGCUAUUUUUUCUUAUUAUUUACAGCUUUGUCAAUGCUCUUUCCAGUGGUGGUCAAUUGGUAGAAGACGUAUUGACAUCUGGCCUGUCAGCAAAACUUAUGCGUUAUCUUCGAAUGCAUGUCAUCGGAGAGGUCAAUGCUAGUCAGAAGGAUGCCACUUUCCCAUCAGAGAACAAGCAUGCGUCAGGUGCCUCUCUGAGAUGCAGGGAAGAAAAUAGAAGAAGAUUGCGCCCAGUGACUGAUGCCACUCGCUCAGAGCCAUUGCGAAUAGGCGAUGAGAUAUCAUCAGGUGACCAAAGUGCUGAGAGAGAGCGGGAUCGAAGCAAUGCGAUUAGGAUGACAGAAGGAGAAGAGUGUUGGGCGGACAGUCCAGAGAAUUUGAGACCUGAUCUAGGUGACUCACCAUCUGAAAUUGCUGGCAUGUUUCAAUUGGCCGAGGGAGAUGUUGAACAGAUAGAGGAAAAAUGGUGCAGUCGAGAUGUAUUUGAUGGAAGAUCAAGGGGAAAUGAAAGACAUGGUCCAAGCAGAUCCUCUCGUGAUGAAGAUUGUGACGAGAAUGAUUUGUCAAGGCGAAGGAUGAACCGAGGACUGAUGAGAGCUAGAGGAAAAGGAAGGAUAAACGAAGGAAGCUUAGAUACUGAACAAUUGACUUCCCCCAGUAGUGAAUCUAGAGUGGGACGGGGCCGGGGUGUUAGGGACAGGAACUUCCUGAAAAAUGAGGAUGCAAAAACAUCACCGGAUAUCAAAAACUCGAUGCAUCGAUUGGACACUGAUUGUUUUGGAAAUGGAGAUGACAGUGACGAUCGUUUCAGGGAAUGUACUAUUGGAUCAAGAGAUAUCUCCGACUUAGUAAAGAAAGCAACCCAGGCUGCUGAAGCUGAGGCUAGAGUCGCUAAUGCACCACCAGAGGCAGUCAAAGCUGCAGGAGAUGCUGCUGCUGAGCUUGUCAAGACUUCUGCUUUGGAGGUAAAAUUUUAAGCUGUUUAACUUUCAUUGGGGCUGUGGUUGCAAUUGUUCUUACUUUUCUGUGUCUCUAGGCUUGGAAGAGUACAAACGAUGAAGAAGCUGCUGUUCUAGCUGCUUCUAAGGCAGCAUCAACUGUUGUAGAUGCUGCAAUAGCUACGGAUAUGUCCAGACAAGCUCAAGCGUAAGCCUUUUCAAGUGUAGAUAUCUGUAUACCUUUUUUCUUUCUAGAUUUUGUGUUUUAGUGUCAUUUUAUUAUCUCUUUGAUGCAGUUCCGGCAAUUCCAAUGAGGAACCGCCGACUUGUGAGGCUGUGGAACUUGAAAAGGAUGAGUCAGAAGAAUUCUGUAUUUUGGAUGAUGAACCACUCGCAGAGUUGAGGGAAAAAUACUCUAUUCAAUGUCUUGAGAUUUUAGGGGAGUACGUUGAAGCUUUGGGCCCCGUCCUGCAUGAGAAAGGUGUUGAUGUCUGUCUUGCAUUAUUGCAGCGGUGUUUCAAGAAUAAAAGCUCUCCUCAGGUCUUGGUACUACUUCCUGAAGUAUUGAAACUAAUUUGUACCUUAGCUGCUCAUAGAAAGUUUGCAGCUGUAUUCAUUGAUCGGGGUGGUAUUCAGAAACUCCUUUCUAUUCAGAGGGUUUCUCAGACAUUUUUUGGCCUUUCAUCAUGCUUAUUUACCAUUGGAACCCUUCAGGUAAUGGUAGAGAGAUCGCUAGCGGAAAUGCUUGACAGCUUUGUGCCUUAAGUUUUACGUUUUACUUCAAAAUUUUCAUGAUAUGUUUCAUAGUUUUCUAAUAAAACAAAAUUUAACUGCAGGGAAUAAUGGAGCGUGUAUGUGCUCUUCCGUCUGACAUUGUUAAUCAAGUGGUCGAGUUAGCACUUCAGCUUCUUAGCUGCUCCCAGGAUCAAGCUAGAAAAAAUGCUGCAAUUUUUUUUGCAGCUGCAUUUGUUUUCCGCGCAGUGCUGGAUUCAUUUGAUGCUCAGGAGGGAUUGCAAAAGAUGUUGAAUCUUCUUCAUGGCACAGCAUCGGUGAGAUCAGGUGGCAGUUCUGCAGCGCCAAACCUGCCUAAUGCAACAACGCUUCGGAAUGAUCGAUCACCUGCAGAUGUUCUCACUUCUCUGGAAAAGCAGAUAGCAUAUCAAACAUGCGUUGCUCUACGCCAGUAUUAUAGGGCCCAUCUACUUUUGCUUGUAGAUUCCCUUCGUCCUAACAAAAGUAGUCGGAGUUUACCUCGACAUAGUUCAAGCGCAAGAUCUGCAUAUAAGCCUCUUGACAUCAGCAAUGAGGCUAUGGAUGCAGUGUUUCUCCAGAUUCAGCGGGAUAGGAAGCUUGGAGCUGCGUUUGUGCGAACUCGGUGGCCACCUGUGGACUACUUUUUAUUCUAUAAUGGCCAUAUCAUUAUGCUGGAAUUAUGUCAUGUAUGGGCAUCACUUUUACCUUGCUUCUCUUUUCAGCAUUAGUCGUCCCUUCUCUUUCAGAAGAUGAUAUUUAUUUGAUUUGAUCUUUCCUACUUGAUUCUGUGUCUCAGGCACCACCUGCCGAACGAUAUUUGCAUGACUUGGCACAAUAUGCACUGGGCGUUCUUCAUAUUGUAACAUUGUUCCCAUACAGCCGGAAGAUGAUCGUAAAUGCCACUUUGAGUAAUGAUCGUGUAGGCAUGGCGGUCAUUUUGGAUGCAAUAAAUAGUGCAGGAGGUGUUGAUCCCGAGGUAUUUAAUCUCUUGAGUUUGAGUGAGACUGCUCUAAUUAAUGCAUUGAUGAAUUGCUAAAAAAUAGAUGCAAUUUUUCCAAAUGCAGGUUAUUCAACAAGCAUUGAAUGUACUUGUUAAUCUCGUUUGUCCUCCCCCUUCAAUCAGCAACAAACCUCCUGCGCAAGGUCAGCAGUCUGCCCUUGCUUAUAUGCUAAAUGCUGCUGGUGCUGAGAACAUGGAGAGGUAUUACGAAAGAUCUGUCUCAGACCGAACAGCUCCCUUGCCCGUUCAGACCGUUCAAGAGGCUGCUCUUGUGGAGCGCAGCAGUUCGGCACCACUUGUUUCAUCAUUUCCAAGCUCUAGUUCAGGCAUAGUGUUGUCAAGCAUUACCUCUGGUGUAGUCGGAGAUCGGAGGAUAUCCUUAGGCUCCGGGGCUGGUUGUGCCGGUCUUGCUGCCCAGCUAGAACAAGGUUAUCGCCAGGCAAGGGAGUCUGUUCGUGCCAACAAUGGCAUCAAGGUUCUUCUACAUCUUCUCCAUCCUCGGAUGAUCACCCCGCCUGCAACUUUGGACUGUCUUCGCGCACUUUCUUGCCGAGUCUUGCUUGGUUUAGCCAGAGAUGAAACGAUUGCCCACAUACUGACGCAGCUGCAGGCAAGUGCUCGCUCUUUUUCUGUUCUUAAGACGGUUUCAGAUUACUGUUUUUGGCCGCGAAUCAGUAUUGGGUAUGGUGUUCGAUCGUCAUUCUCAUGUGCGGUGCAUGUUGGAUUGUUGGCCUCAGGUCGGGAAAAAGCUGUCUGAACUUAUACGUGACCAUGGUGGUGGCCAGUCCUAUGGAACUGAACAGGGCAGGUGGCAGACCGAGCUGGCCCAAGUGGCCAUCGAGCUUAUUUCAGUAAGUAGUACCAUGGUAUUAUGGAAAUAUAUUUGCUCUCAUGAUUUUCACUUGAAUCCCAGUCAUCUCUCUCUCUCUCUCUCUCUCUUGCUUGUAAAUGUAGAAGUUUCAUUAUUUAUCUGCCCUUAGCAGGAAGUGCGUACUAGUAUGACACUUGUGAAUCAUCGCUCUUUUAUCAUUCUUUUUUCUUUUUAAAGCUGCAGGUCGUCCAACAGAUUCAGAUUUUAUUUAUUUAUUUUAAAACCUUUUUUUAAUCCGCAGAUAGUAACAAACUCUGGGCGGGCAUGCACAUUGGCAGCCACUGAUGCUGCUGCUCCUACCUUACGGCGCAUUGAGAGAGCAGCGAUAGCUGCAGCCACUCCAAUCACCUACCAUUCCAGGUUAAUCUCACUCAUAUUUUUACUAUUUAUUCCCUCAGGUUGCCAACUGGCUCUUACUAUUUAUAUAUAUUGAAAAAUAUAUAUGUCUCUCUUCUUUGGAUCCCAGGGAGCUGCUGCUUCUCAUACACGAACAUCUCCAGGCUUCGGGCUUAACAGCUACUGCUGCUUUACUACAGAAGGAAGCUCAGCUGGUCCCUCUGCCUUAUCUGGCUGCACCACAGCUUCUCCAUCAAGCCUGCGUCCAAGACGCACAUUCGACAGAGCUCCAGUGGCCUGCUGGGCGCGCCCCACUGGGGUUUCUCUCUGAACCGUCGCAGGCAGGAUCGCGAGACGAGGAGGCUAGCAGCAAGCAUGACCCCUCUUCUUCGGCCUCCUGUAAGAAGAAACAACUGCAGUUCUCGUCCAGUAUCUCUCAGGGGAAGACCCAGGGCCCGCCCAAUCCGCCGCCAUCGGCUGCCAAGGUGUCCUGUGCUUUGAGAACCCCUUCCGGGCUUGGCUGCUUACCAGAUGCCGACGCGGAAGCUCAGUACAGAACUCCUAUACUCUUGCCCAUGAAGCGGAAGCUGAUGGACAGCAAGGAUGCUGCCGGCGGCGUCGGCACACCCGCAAAGAAGAUCUUUACACCAGACUCUGCACCUCAAUCGGCGGCUUUCCGGACACCCAACUCUGCCCGCAGAAGCUAUCUCCUGCCGGAUUCCCUUGGAUCAGCUGCUGCUGCUGCUGCGGCUUCAUUUGGCGGCACGCCGAGAGAGCAGCUCGACCAGAACGAUCUACUGCCCGACGGCCCCGAGAGAUCAUUCCUGGGAGGACCUACAACCCCGCACAGCGCUAUUGUUCAGGAUCCGCAGGUCGGUGGAGUUUUCGAAAGGGUGACCCUCGAUUCACUGGUGGUGCAGUACCUGAAGCACCAGCAUCGGCAAUGCCCGGCACCGAUAACCACGCUGCCGCCGCUCUCCCUCCUGCAACCACAUCUGUGCCCGGAGCCGAGCCGCAGCCUCGACGCGCCAGCAAAUGUGACGGCGAGGAUGAGCACCCGGGAGUUCAAGAAGCAGUACGGCGGGAGCCACGGCCACCGGAGGGACCGCCAGUUCGUCUACAGCAGAUUCCGGCCGCUCCGCAACUGCAGGGACGACGCCGCCCUCCUCACCUGCGUCACCUUCCUCGGCGACGCUUCCCGGAUCGCCACGGGGAGCCACUCCGGGGAGCUCAAGAUCUUCAAUUCGGACAACGGUAAUGUGCUAGAGAACCAGUCUUGCCACCAGUCCCCGGUCACGCUGGUCCAGUCGGCCUUCAGUGGGGAGAGCCUCCUCGUCCUCUCGUCGGGGACCUACGACGUGAGGCUGUGGGACGCGGCUUCUCUGUCGGUGCCACUGCAUUCAUUCGAAGGGUGCAAAGCGGCGCAGUUCAGCCACUCUGGGGCAAUGUUCGCGGCGCUCUCCACGGAGGCCACGCGGCGGGAGGUUCUCCUCUACGACGUCCAGACAUGCGACCUCAUCGUCAAGCUCUCUGAUGGCACGAGCGGCUCUUCGGGCCAGGUUCGAGGGCACAUGCAGUCUCUCAUACACUUCAACCCCUUGGACACGAUGCUGCUGUGGAAUGGGGUCUUGUGGGACCGGCGGGUCUCCCGCCCUGUUCAUCGCUUCGACCAAUUCACCGACUACGGCGGCGGCGGCUUCCAUCCUUCUGGGAACGAGGUCAUCCUUCUCCCUGUGCAGAUCCAUCGGAUGGCCUUGCCGAAGACCUGCAACCUUAAUCUCAUGCCGGAAUUGCUUCUUGCAGGUAAUCAUAAACUCGGAGGUUUGGGAUCUGAGAAAGUUCAGGCUCCUCCGGAGCGUGAUGUCGCUCGACCAGACGGUGAUCACGUUCAACGCCAGCGGGGACAUCAUCUACGCAAUCCUCCGGCGGAAUCUCGAGGAUCUUGCGUCGGCGGUGCAGACGCGCCGGGUCCGGCACCCGCUCUUUCCGGCGUUCCGGACGAUCGACGCGGUCAAUUACGCCGACAUCGCGACGGUUCCGGUGGAUCGGUGCGUCCUCGACCUGGCCACGGAGCCGACGGACUCCAUCAUCGCCGUGGUCGCCAUGGACGACCACGAGGAGAUGUUCUCCUCCGCGCGGCUCUACGAGAUCGGGAGGCGGCGGCCGACGGACGACGACUCGGACCCCGACGACGUGGUCGAUUCUGAUGAAGAGGAUGACGACGAAGACGAGGACUCCGAGGCUGAUGUGGACUCGAUUCUCGGGGCGGAUCUAGACGUAGACGGGAUCAGCGAUGCCGAGGACUUGAGCAACGACGAUGAAGACGACAUCGACAGCGGGGACGAGCUUGACGACGACAACGACUUCAACAUCGAUGGCGUGGCCUUUGGUGGGGCGCAGGGGAUCCUCGAGAUCGUGACAGAAGGUGAGGAUGAGGACAGCGAGGUCUUGGAGUCCCUCAGCAGCGGCGAGGAGGCAGAUUUUUCAGGCAAUGGCUUUGGCUUCUGA